Messenger RNA from Aspergillus candidus, 1993 nucleotides. RefSeq names its product putative hydrolase, alpha/beta fold family. NCBI's taxonomy places the organism in Eukaryota, Fungi, Ascomycota, Eurotiomycetes, Eurotiales, Aspergillaceae. Gene Ontology annotation, molecular function: monoacylglycerol lipase activity; acetylesterase activity. The transcript has 5 exons. Gene Ontology annotation, biological process: medium-chain fatty acid biosynthetic process; medium-chain fatty acid catabolic process. The record is from RefSeq and is a predicted model, not a curated record. The coding region runs from base 287 to 1804 and encodes 505 amino acids.
GCCACUCUGUGCAUCUCGUGAUGUGCCACAGCUUAGUCAGGGCGAUCAUUGCAUAAUUUGGUAUAUACCUGAGGCAUCACGCCGAUAAGCCGCUUACACAAGAUUUCUCUUAUCGGCAGAGAUCAUGCCGAGGCAUCGAAAUAAUAACCGGUUUUUCCUGCGACACAGCAGAUUCAGUGUGGAAGUGGAAGAAGAAUGGAUAGUUGGUUGACAGACUGACCCGGAUACACUUUUUUUCAUUCUCGCCGUUCUUCUCUUCUCGUCUCACCUGUCUUGACCACAGCCCAUGUCUCUCACCGACCUCUUGCUCGAUUCAUCAAACUUCUGGCCAUUUGUCCUGUCCGGGUUGUUCGUGAUGGGCGCGCUGUCAUGGCUCCGGCCAAAGGGACGCAUCUCGUUUCACAAUGCAAAGGAUAAUGGUCUAAUCCUGACCAGAAAGGCAGGCAAAUCGGCCGGCAAGGAACAGGUUACACUCAUCGAUAUUUGCCGUGCCGCCACACCGACCCAUUGCGAUCUCAACCCACUCCUCUUCAAUGGUCAUCUGCAGACGGCUUGGACCGCGGUGAAGUACGACCCGGUUCCCGUGUACUACAAGCGACGGAUGUUCGAGGCGGACAGCCCGAUGUAUAGUGGACAUUUCGCGAUGGACUUUAUGGUGAAGCCUUACGAAGUGCCAACCGAGGGCCCGGAGACGGAUCCAGAGCGGAUACACACCCAACCGUCGGGUCUCCCGGAGCGGACAAGCUUUUUCUCUCCGGAUCAAUUGUCUGCGCUCCCCUCGGAUGAUACCCGGCCGAUGCUGGUCGCGCUCCACGGCUUGAGUGGCGGGUCACACGAAGUUUAUCUCCGCCAUGUAGUCGCGCCUCUAGUUGCCGACGGAACCUGGGAAGCGUGUGUGGUGAACUCUCGAGGCUGUGCACAGACUAAGAUCUCUACCGGUGUCCUUUACAAUGCGCGCGCGACUUGGGAUGUUCGGCAAGCCGUGAAGUGGCUCCGGAAGACCUUCCCGAACCGGCCCCUGUUCGGCAUCGGCUUCUCGCUUGGGGCCAACAUCCUGACCAAUGUAUGUUAUCCCCAUGAAGCCCAGCAGCGCGUUGAACACUCUAACAUACGUGCACAGUAUCUGGGCGAGGAAGGUGAUGCUUGUCAGUUGAAAGCGGCGGUCCUCUGUGCCAGCCCUUGGAAUCUAGACGUCAGCUCGUCGAAUCUGCAAAACACCGUGAUGGGCCUUAAUGUAUACAGCAAGGUCAUGGGGACGAGCAUGAAGGCGCUGUUCGAACAACAUGUCGAAGAGAUUUCCAAGAAUCCUCGCAUCGAUGUAGAGGCCGUGAGGAGUAUCACACAUUUGCAUGAGUUUGACCGGGCUCUGCAGUGCGCAGCGUGGGGCUACCCCACCGAGGGUGCGUACUAUCGCGACGCUUCAUCGAUCGACUCUCUGCAUGGCAUUAAGAUCCCUUUCUUCUGCAUUCAAGCGGAGGACGACCCGAUUGCCUCGUCUAAAGCCUUCCCCUACCAGGAGGUAACUCAGACGCCGUACGGUGUCAUGAUGACCACGUCUUGGGGUGGGCAUCUUGGAUGGUUUGAACUGGGAGGAGGACGGUGGUUUGUCAAGCCGGUCAACAAUUUCCUGAACAAAAUGGCCGAGGUGGACUGGGAGACACCUCUCAAGAUUCAAGACCCCGAAAAGGUCCCCUGCCACAUUGCCAGCCACGAGGGUCCCAACAAGGACGCCGACGUUUCCCCCAAACCGGACUUUGCGCCAAUGCGGCGCAAGCUCAAUUUGCAUAUUGUACAGUCGGAUUAAAGAUCCGUUGCUUUAGAUCGAUAAACAUACAGUUGGAUCUUGUUGAGAAGCCAACGAUGAUGUGAAAUGACUGUCAUGCAGGAUUUUUUGGGGAAAAGUAUAGACCUAAACAACGCCAGAACCCUAUCUAGAUACAUAGUUUCGCUAUAGACAAAGAUUACUUUUGAUUUUUGCAAUGUAGCCCGUCCC